Messenger RNA from Prunus armeniaca (apricot), 564 nucleotides. Lineage: Eukaryota; Viridiplantae; Streptophyta; Magnoliopsida; Rosales; Rosaceae. The record is from the annotation of a GenBank genome assembly.
AUGAAGAAGGCAUUGGGUCUCAAAUCGCCGGGUUCGGGCUCCAAGAAGAGUCUUGGGUCCAGUGGGUCUGGGUCGGGACCUGGAAAGCCCAAGCGGGUUAUGACGGUGGGUGAGCUGAUGAGGAUCCAAAUGGGGAUUUCUGACGCUAUGGACUCUAGAGUCAGGAGAGCUCUGCUUGGGAUUUCUGCUGCUCAGUCACAUAUUCGUGUGCUUGAAACCACACAACAGAAUAUAGCCGCAUUGCUAAUGGGUCUUGAAUAUCUAAUAAACAUCUCAUAUAUGGAUGACACUGAAGUUUUUAAGAAUUCCUUGGUUUUGGAACUGUUUGAGUUGCAUCAUAAUUUGGAUAACCCUGCAGCAGCUGCAAAUAUGAUGGGGCUGCCGGAUGGGGAAACAUUGGACAAUGAGUUGGAGGUUGGUGAGGGAAUGAAGCUAGACAGGGGUUACAUAUCCCCUUAUUUCAUCACCAACCAGAACAAUCAGAAAUAUAACCUGUUGUUGCUGAUAUUGCUACACGGGAGGAGAAUAGAACAGCUUGGAAAAUGUGCAAGAAGGGAGAGCUAA